Penicillium canariense is the source of this 348-nucleotide messenger RNA. RefSeq lists its product as uncharacterized. NCBI's taxonomy places the organism in Eukaryota, Fungi, Ascomycota, Eurotiomycetes, Eurotiales, Aspergillaceae. The transcript is spliced from 2 exons. Bases 1 to 348 code for a protein of 115 amino acids. The record is from RefSeq and is a predicted model, not a curated record.
AUGUCCGUAACUACCACUUCCACCACGACCGGUUCGCUGUCCGCUCUCGCCGACUAUGAAGUCCAUCAUAGCGGGUCUGAGCCAGAUGCCUCUGCUGCGCCUGUAAAUAUAGGCCAACCGACUGACUGGCCGACGCAUCAUCGCCGUAUGCCCGCGUAUCGUCCCGCAAAUCCACAACUCGACCGAACGGAUCGCCCUGCGGGCAAUGGGCAUCCGGCAGAGUAUGCUUUCAUUCAGAUCAUGUUGCACGGCGUAUGGCUGAAUGCGUCCGUCGCUCGACUGUGGCGAUUUACCGGUGGGAGGAUCAACGAUAAGAUAUUCCAUUACGAAGUCGGCGGGGAGUGGUAG